GAGAAGGCGCGCCACUAUGUUCUUCUUGCGGAGCCGGCGUUGACUUCGUCGAUGGCUCACCCGACCAUGAGUUCAUCCGGGACGACGACGAUGGAGGAGGAGAGCGGCAAGGGGCAUCCGCAGCACCCACACCACUUCGUGCUGGUACACGGCGUCUGCCACGGCGCGUGGUGCUGGUAUAAGGUGGCCACCCUGCUCACCUCCGCCGGCCACCGCGUCACGGCGCUGGACAUGGCGGGGUGCGGCGCCAGCCCCGCGCGCGGCGAGGAUGUGGCGUCCUUCGAGGACUACAGCCGGCCGCUCCUGGACGUGGUGGCCGCGCUGCCGCCCCGGGAGCAAGCGGUCCUCGUCGGACACAGCUUCGGCGGCAAGAGCCUCGCGCUGGCCAUGGAGAGGUUUCCUGACAGAGUCGCCGCCGCCGUGUUCGUCUCCGCCGCCAUGCCCGCCGCCGGCAACCCCAUGACGAUCAUCUUGGAAGAGUUUUCGAAAGAAACAGGGCCAGAUUUCUACAUGGAUUGCGCAUACAGCGCCAGCAAUCCUGAGUGUCCAGCGUUGGAGACAGUUCUGCUAGGGCCAGAGUACUUGGCCAAGAGAUUGUACCAGCUCAGCCCUCCUGAGGAUCUGACCUUGGCAAAGGCGAUGGUGAGGCCAUCCCGAUCGUUCCAGGAGGACGCGAUGCUGCAGAGGAACAACGUGCUGACGGCGGGAAGGUACGGCGCCGUGAGGCGGGUGUGCAUCGUCGCCGAGGACGACGCGUCAUGGUCGGCGGAGUUCCAGCGGCGCAUGGCCUCGUGGAGCCCCGGCACCGAGGUGAGGGGCCUGCAGGGAGCUGAUCAUAUGGCCAUGCUCUCCAAGCCAACAGAGCUCUCGCACCUUCUUGUUGAGGUAGCCAACAAUACAAGUACAGUUGAGAGGCAUAUUGUUCUUAUCUGAUUUGAAACCCUGCCUGAGUAUCAGCGACGUUUGGUAGCUGAAUCGGUUCGGAAAGAUGUACAAAUCUUGCAUCCACAUCAUGAAAUAAGAUGUACGAAUCUGAACAUUGUUAUAUCUUGCUUAAUAUAAGUGGGCGAUUUUUUCAUGUGGUGGUCAAUCAAUGGU
This is a messenger RNA of Sorghum bicolor (sorghum), 1098 nucleotides long. RefSeq names its product probable esterase PIR7A. The record is from RefSeq and is a predicted model, not a curated record. The transcript has 3 exons. Bases 52 to 933 code for a protein of 293 amino acids. Gene Ontology annotation, molecular function: methyl indole-3-acetate esterase activity; methyl salicylate esterase activity; methyl jasmonate esterase activity. Gene Ontology annotation, biological process: salicylic acid metabolic process; jasmonic acid metabolic process. Lineage: Eukaryota; Viridiplantae; Streptophyta; Magnoliopsida; Poales; Poaceae.